Molecule: messenger RNA, 1551 nt
Organism: Oncorhynchus tshawytscha (Chinook salmon)
Lineage: Eukaryota; Metazoa; Chordata; Actinopteri; Salmoniformes; Salmonidae
Product: active breakpoint cluster region-related protein
Exons: 13
Coding region: 100-1395 (431 amino acids)
Biological process (GO): signal transduction; positive regulation of GTPase activity
Cellular component (GO): membrane
Molecular function (GO): GTPase activator activity; guanyl-nucleotide exchange factor activity
Source: RefSeq, a predicted model, not a curated record
GCUGCUUACGCGUGUUCUAUUUAUUUCGCCUCUGUAGAUACACACUCCCAGUCGCCUCACCCAGUCACCCACGGAUAUUGUUAGAGUUAUAUCAGCGCAAUGGAGUUAUUCAAGGAGGCAGUGGACUACCUUGAGACACAGCAUAUCCCAGUGGAGGCUGUAGAUGGUACAGGGCCUGAUCCACUGGAGGAUGAUGUGUUUCCAGAGGAGGAUGUGUUCUCCCCCCUCCAGACAGACAGCAUGGACCUGCCCGACACCCCCGUCCUGCGUACCCUGGAAGAGAUGCUGGUUAGGAGGCUCAUGGUCCUGAGAAAGGUCCUGGACAGUGAGAAGAUCUACCUCAAUGAGCUAGAGACACUGUUAAUGCCUAUGAAGGCCUUGAAGGCCACAGCAGGGACGUCUCAGCCAGUUCUGUCCAGCCAGCAGGUCCGAACUGUGUUCUAUCAGGUGCCUGAGCUCAGAGACCUACACAGAGACUUCUACACUUGCCUGAGGGACCGCCUGGGGCCACUGGGGCCACAAAUACACCCAGAGACAGACCCGGGGCAGGGGCCGGGGAAAGAGCAGGGCCAAAUGAACUUCCACCUAACUGUUGGAGACCUCUUCCUUAAGAUUGUGAGCCAGAUAGGUGUGUAUCGUGGUUUCAUAGAUAACUAUGAGAGUGCUGUGGAGAUCGUGAGGAGGUGUACUCAGACUGACAAGCGCUUCAGAAUACUGGCUGAGAGUAUGAUGUUUUAUAAUGGAUCAGACAAAUCUAAGACGGAAUACACCUUUGAGGCUCUGCUGUACAAGCCUCUGGACAGAGUCACCAAGACAACCUUAGUGCUGCAUGACCUGCUGAAGCACACUCCCCAGACGCAUGGUGACCACCCCGUGCUGCUGGAGGCUCUGAGACUGUCCCAGAGCUUCCUGUCUGGGGUCAACGAGGGGUCACAGUGCAAACAAGAGGUCACCCUCAGCAGGGGCAUGCGGCGUCAGCUGAUGCGUGAUGGCUUCGUGGUGGAUGUGUGUGAGGGGGGGCGUAACCUUUGCCAUCUCUUCCUGUACACUGACCUGCUGCUAUGCACCAAACUCAAGGGCGGGGCCCAAGGUAAGCAGGCCCAGUACAGGUUCUGUUGGUACCUGCCUCUAGCUGGACUGAAACUCCGCUGGGGACCAGAGAUGGAGCGCACCACAGACACACACCAGCGCAUACACACCAUGAGAGCUAAGAUGUACGUGCUCAGACACGAACUGCGACAGAUCAUGAAGCCUGUCCCACUGAAGUCCUUGGCUGCUCGAACUUCAGAGCGAGGCAGGAAGAAGAUGGAGCACCUUGAACUGAUGUUUCUCACACAGUCUCCCUUCCUCCCCUGGAACUACACAGCCCCAGCGGCAAGAGCCACACUCUGGUGAUGUCAUCUCUGUAUGAACUAGAGGAGUGGAGAGAGGCCAUCCACAGACUCACCGGAGAUAACAUAGAAACGGUUCCUCCAGAUCUGCUCACCUUGACCAGCUCCUGUGUUAAACUGAGAAUGACCCAACAGCCUCCCCUACACGGCAUACUGCCUC